Messenger RNA from Daktulosphaira vitifoliae (grape phylloxera), 1422 nucleotides. RefSeq names its product golgin-45. The transcript is spliced from 5 exons. NCBI's taxonomy places the organism in Eukaryota, Metazoa, Arthropoda, Insecta, Hemiptera, Phylloxeridae. Gene Ontology annotation, biological process: Golgi to plasma membrane protein transport; Golgi organization. Gene Ontology annotation, cellular component: Golgi membrane. The record is from RefSeq and is a predicted model, not a curated record. Bases 220 to 1350 code for a protein of 376 amino acids.
UACGUGUUAAACCUUAAACUCUUGGUUAUAUAUAAUAAAUCAAGAAAUAUACCAAAAAUAAAUUUAAAAUAUUAGUCAAAUUAGUUAGCUACAUUAUAUUUAGUGUUUUACAUGUUGGAAUUUUGAAUACACAUUAAAAUUUAGCACCAAUUAAUUGUUAAAUGCUAAAAAUCAAGUUUAAUAGAUUUUUAUUCUAUGGAUUAAAGUAUCAUAACAGAUAUGAAUGAAUCUACUAGAGAAGAUGAAGUUCAAUCAAAUUUUACCACAGAAAAUAUUAAAUUACCUAAUGAAAGAAAAUUUGACAAUAUGGUUAACGGAGGAAGAAAAUUAUCAUCUGAUUUAAUAGAUCGAUCAUGUUAUCCCGGUAAAACCAUGUAUGUUAUGUCACCAGGUCCAAAGAAAUAUCAAACAAUUAAAAAAUCUCCAGAUAAAGAACCAAAAUUUGUACCUUAUGAACCGUAUAAAGCAGCAGUACGGUCUAUAGUGCCAGAAUUAAGUCAACCAUCAAUAGCAGUAUUCAAAAGACGACUUUCAACUACUUCAUCAUGUAGUAAAAUAUCAAAUUUUGUAGAGGAAGAUGAAUUAACAAAAUUAACUCAGGAAAAACAAGCUUUAGAAAAAGAACUUAUUGAAAUAAAAGAAAAGUUUGCGAAUAUGGUCCAACAAAUAGAGUCACAAACUCAAGUAAACAAUGAACUCAAAAAUAUGCUUGUAGCAUCAAUUGGAGAAGAUGUUGAAGCAAAAAUUCAAAUGUUAACUGAAGAUAAAGUUUUAUUAGCUCAUAAACUUCUCAACUAUACUGGAGCAUUAGCUGGACGACAAGAUCAACUAGAAACUGUUGCAGGGGAAAGAGAUGUUUUACGUAGUAAAUUUCUAGCUGGCAGUUUAAUUAUUGAAGACCUAUCUAAAUGGAAAAAUUUUCUUUGUAAGCGGAUAGACAGUUUAGAAAGUAUAUUAAGUACAAUAUUAGAUGAAAAUCGAAAAAAUAGACAUCUUUUGAAAUCAGCACACGAAAAUUUAAAAAUUUUACAAUCUGAAUAUAAAAUUGAACCACUUGUCAAACAAAAAUCACUGAAUAGUAUCUCUAUAGCUGAAGACAUUAACAGGAUAUCAUUAUUGCUUAAACAAAGUUUAGUAAAAAAUUCAACUCAAGAGCUACAAGUUCAUGCUGCAGUUCAUCAAACUGAAGCAGAAACUCGAGCACAACAGCUUUUGGGACAAUUAUUGCCUAGAGAACAAAUAAAUAAUGUUGAUGCUACAUGCAAUGCAAUAAUGGAAGCAUCUCAAGCUCUAGAGUCAAAUAUUCAAAUAUGUUGUACCCAUUGUACAGGAAAUGUAAAAUAUGUUUGAACCUAUUUGCAAAAAUAGUUUAACUUUGUUAUCAUAAUAUUUAUAUAAAAAUAUAUACAUAUUUUAUUUAAU